Monascus purpureus is the source of this 1102-nucleotide messenger RNA. NCBI's taxonomy places the organism in Eukaryota, Fungi, Ascomycota, Eurotiomycetes, Eurotiales, Aspergillaceae. The record is from the annotation of a GenBank genome assembly.
CUGCUGCUCACGUGCUGGCAUAUCGAAGCAUUACCAUUGGCUGGAGCUCUGCUUACGUCAUCAAAUGAGGGGCGCGAGGUUUACACUGCGCUAAACUGGAUUGGGACCUAGCGACCCGAGACCCCGCCACAACAAAACUGCCAAUUUUCGCUCGCGAUUCAUGCCUUUCUUCCCCGUCUCUCCUCCGUCCCCUCCCAGCAAGUUUUUUUUCUGCGUCUUCCGCCUCCUGCCUCCUCUGUCAUUCUCUUCUUCCCUCCUUAGACUCCUCUAGUCGUCGCUUUUUGUCCAUAUACAGCCACCAUGUCUGACGAGCAGCAUGAACACACCUUCGAGUCCGCCGACGCUGGCGCGUCCGCGACCUUCCCCAUGCAGUGCUCUGCUCUGAGGAAGAACGGACACGUUGUCAUCAAGGGUCGCCCCUGCAAGAUCGUCGAAAUGUCGACCUCCAAGACUGGAAAGCACGGUCACGCCAAGGUCCACAUUGUUGCCAUUGAUAUCUUCACUGGCAAGAAGCUCGAAGAUCUGUCUCCUUCCACUCACAACAUGGACGUUCCCAACGUCAACCGCAAGGACUACCAGCUUCUCGAUAUCUCCGACGAUGGCUUCCUUUCCCUCAUGGACGAGAACGGUGACACCAAGGAUGAUGUUAAGGCCCCUGAGGGUGAACUCGGUGAAAGGAUCAACCGCAUGUUCCGUGAUGAAGAGAAGGACCUGAAUGUUACCAUCCUGACCUCUAUGGGUGAGGAGGCUGCCAUUGAUGCCAAGGAGGCCCCCAGGGGUUAAAAAGUUUCAUGAAUUAACAUGUGAUUGGGCCUUUUCCUUUGUUUCGCGCUGUCACUUUUUGCUUCCAAAGGUCUUAAAUCUAAAUUUUAUGUCCUUGACUCCGGGAAUGAUAUGACGUUUUGAACGGAUCAUGGCGUACUUGUUUCUAGACCAAUCAUCCAUGCCCAUGACCGUAGGCUUGGAUGUACUCCGAGUCGGCGGGAGACUUUGAAUGGCGAUAUCAAGGCGCCAGAACAAUGGCUCGGGCGUGAAGCUGACACUUUCACGAUAGUUUGACGAAUUAAGUAAAUUCAAAGAGCAAGCGCGAGCCUUAUACAAG